Messenger RNA from Arctia plantaginis, 1044 nucleotides. The record is from the annotation of a GenBank genome assembly. Lineage: Eukaryota; Metazoa; Arthropoda; Insecta; Lepidoptera; Erebidae.
AUGGCUGAUACUGAAGAGAGUGGAGUGCAGAAAUAUGUCGUCAGUACAGAUCGGAGUGGAGAUAUUCAUGUACAUGUCCAAGGGAUUGUACCACAACAUAAUCGGGGUGACUUGAGUCAGCAGGACAAGCGGUGUGUCUUCUUAACCGUUCACGACCUAGGGACCAAUCAUUCAUCUAUGGUAGACUUUGCAAACAGCCCAGCGAUGAGUGAAAUCAAAGAGCGUUCAUGUUUUAUUCACAUCGACGUACCAGGUCACGAAGAAGGUUCCCCUGAUCUUCCUGAUUCCUACCAGUUUCCCUCACUCCAGACACUAGGAGAAGAUCUCAUAACAGUUUUAGACUUUCUCCACGUUCGUUACGCAGUCGGCUUAGGGGAAGGCGCAGGCGCAAACAUCCUAGCGAGAUGUGGGCUGGCCCAUCCACGACGUCUUCUUGGCCUUAUCCUGGUUAACUGCACAGCAUCAACUUCCUCAGUCGCUGAUGCGUUCAGAAGCCGGUUCUCAAGAUGGAGGGGUACGGAUAUCACCCGGUCGGAGGAAGUGUUUCUAAUUUAUCAUAAGUUCGGCCAUCAAAUGUCAUCUGAUUCCGCUGACGUUAGUGAACGGGACCGCAUGCUGGCGGAAUACCGGUCACGGCUCCGCGGGAACCUGAACACACAUAACAUCAAGCAAUACGUCAGGGCUUUCAUCAACCGCAAGGAUCUGGUCCUUCGAGGUUGCCAGCCAGAUAUCCUCCUCAUCACGGGUAUGCUCAGCCCCUACUCCACCGUCAUAGAGAAGAUGUACAAAGAGUUGGACAAAGAGAGGAUUACCAUACUGAAGGUGGAAAAAGCAGGAGAUGUUCUGGCUGAAGUUCCCGCUAAAGUUGCGCAGUCACUUCUGCUGUUCUGCCAAGGUCAAGGGCUAUUGACCUCCUUACCUCCACCUGGUGUCGAGCGCCGCAUGUCUCGGGCCAUGUCGAUGGAGGAGUACGACAAGCCAAACAUCAGGCGCCUGUCGCUCACACCGAGCGUGUCCGAGUCGCCGCCGCAUAGGAAGUUGUAG